CGGAGCUAAUGAAAGCCAUCUCUAAAGUUUUGCAGUGAAAAUAAACAGCCGGAGAUUUGGACCUGGAGUUUAUUACACGACUGUAAUUAUUUUCUUUCUUUUUUUUUAAAUUAUAUAUUGUGUCCGGGAUGUGUUUUGGGAAGUGAAGAGCAGUUGAUGUCGUUUAUUGAACCUUCAUGGAUGUGCAGGACGAGGAGGCGAUGAGCUUUGGCUCUGGAUUAAAGGCUGUGUGUUAGAAAGAGCAGCUCUGCAGUGGUUUGUUCAGAGAGAGCUGGUGACUUUAUUGCAGCUGGGAUGGACCGAGAGAGGAGUUCUUCACUACAGGAUAGCGUUCAUUACUGUUGGUAACAAACCAAGUCCAAGUUUUGUCUGAAAUUUUACUUGGAGGUCGUCUCUUUUUUCGACCUCAUCAUGUGGAGUUUGUGGCUUUGUGGUCAGCUUUUAGCUGGAGUUCUACUGUACAUGUGCAGUCACACGGUCAGAGGUGUUAAUGUAUGUGUUGGUGGCGGUGCCACAUCUUGUGAAGAAUGUCUCCGGCUUCACCCGACCUGCGCCUGGUGCUCCCAAGAGAACUUUGGAAGGGGAAGGACAUUCUUGUCACAAUGCGAUCUGAGCCAGAACUUACUGAAAAGGGGCUGCAAGGCUCAUUAUAUUGAAAACCCAAGGAGCAUCAUUUCCAUCCUCCAGAACAAACCCUUGAGCUCCAAAAGCUCAAUGUCCGCUCAGUAUGACGUCAUCCAGAUCCAGCCACAGCAGAUUUCACUCAGUCUUAGGCCAGGUCAGCAGACCUCGUUUGAAGUGCAGGUUCGCCCCGUUGAGGAUUAUCCUGUUGAUCUGUACUACCUGAUGGACCUUUCGCUAUCCAUGAAGGAUGAUCUGGAUACCAUUCGCAAUUUGGGAACAAAACUUGCUGAAGAGAUGAAGAAGCUCACUAGUAAAUUUCGUCUUGGCUUUGGGACGUUUGUGGAUAAGAACUUGUCUCCUUUUUCAUACACCGCUCCAAAGUAUAAGGAGAACCCCUGCACCGGAUACAAGCUGUUCCCAAACUGCGUCCCCUCCUUCGGGUUCCGCAAUCACUUGUCUCUGACUGACAAAGUGGACCGUUUCAAUGAGGAGGUGAAGAAGCAGGUGGUGUCACGGAACAGGGAUGCGCCUGAGGGUGGAUUCGAUGCUAUUCUACAGGCUGCAGUCUGCAAGAAGAGAAUUGGUUGGAGGAAGGAGGCCUAUCACCUGCUGGUCUUUGCUACAGAUGACGUACCCCACUUAGCUUUGGAUGGCAAACUAGCAGGCCUCGUUCAGCCUCAUGAUGGACAGUGCCACCUGAAUGAUGUAAACGAAUACAGCGCUUCAACCAAGAUGGACUACCCUUCAUUAGCUCUGCUUGGAGAGAAGCUGGCUGAAAACAACAUUUUCCUGAUUUUUGCAGUGACCAAAAGACAUUAUGUUCUUUAUAAGAACUUCACUGCAUUAAUUCCAGGAACUACAGUGGAGAUUCUUGACCAAAGCUCAAAAAACAUAAUCCAGCUGAUUGUCACUGCAUAUAAUGACAUCCGCUCUAAGGUGGAGCUGAGUGUGUGGGAUCAUCCUGAGGACCUCAGCCUGGCCUUCACUGCCACGUGUCAAGAUGGCAAGCCUCUUUUAGGCCUGAGCAAAUGUGCUGAUUUAAAGAUUGGAGACACGGUCUCCUUCAACAUAAGUGUGGCUGCAUAUAGCUGUCCUCCUCCAGGCACCCAGAAGAGUUUCACCAUUAAGCCCGUGGGCUUUAAAGACAGUCUGGAAGUCUCUGUGGAUUAUCGGUGUGAUUGCAGUUGCACACACUUCACUGAGGCCAAGAGUCAUCACUGCAGCUCUGUAGGCACCUACACAUGUGGAAUAUGCCACUGUGACCAGGGCUACCAUGGCGUCAACUGUGAGUGUGAGGAGGAAGAAGUUGGCAGCGUGAACCUCGCUGCCUGCCGUGAAGCUAAAGGCAAACAGGUGUGCAGCGGGCGCGGGGAAUGCAGCUGUAACUACUGCUGGUGCUAUGAGUCAGAGUUUGGCCAAAUCUAUGGCAGGUACUGCGAGUGUGAUGACUUCUCCUGCGCUCGCCAUAAGGGCAUUUUGUGUUCAGGUCAUGGUGUUUGUCACUGUGGGGAGUGUAUGUGUCAUGCUGGCUACGUUGGAGACAACUGUAACUGCUCAAUAGAAACAACUGGGUGUGUCACUGAAGAUGGCAGAAUGUGUAGUGGACGAGGCAGCUGUGUGUGUGGCCGCUGCCAGUGCACUGAGCCAGGGGCAUUUGGGGACUUGUGUGAGAAAUGUCCCACCUGCGGUGAUGCCUGUGCCACAAAGAGGGAGUGCAUCGAGUGCACCCUCUUCAGCACCGGGAAAUUUGCAGACAACCACACCUGUCAGCGCAUGUGCAAGGAUGAGAUCAUUGUCGUGGAGACUCUCGAUACGGAUGACCCAAACACUGUACUAUGUUUGUAUAAGACUGAGAACGAGUGCGUGAUGAAGUUCACCUACUCUGAACAUGCCAGUGGCCGGUCAAUCCUCACUGCUCUGAAGGAGCCAGUGUGUGCCGUUCCCCCUGAUGCUAAGACGGUGGUACUUGCAGUUAUGGGCAGUAUCCUGCUAGUGGGCAUUAUCCUGUUGGCUGCGUGGAAGUUAGUAAUCACCAUCCACGACCGGCGCGAGUUUGCCCGCUUCCAAAGCGCACGCUCACGGGCACGCUACGAGAUGGCCUCCAAUCCCCUCUACAAACAUCCAAUAUCCACUCACUCAGUGGAGACGGCAUUCCAGAUGCACAGCAAGUCAUAUAAUGGCAGACUUCACUGAUCUCAGGCCUGCUGGUAGGGGUGGGGACACGGCAGGACCGGUCCGGUUGACACAGUUUACAGUUUUGUGAUGGGGAACAGAGAUGGCCACUUCAUAAAAGACUUUGACAACAAAGUGUCAUUAGAGACUUUUUUUUUUUUCACCUGGUCCUUUUCAUGAGGUCUAAUAACUGAACUACAGCUGUACAAUAAGCUGGACUGCUUAUGCUCAUUAGUUUUCUCUGAUAGAAGACGUACUUGGAACAAAUGAAGAUCUUUUACUACAAAAGUGAUGGACUUCCAAACGAAUGGACUACUUGAGUGAAAUUGCCAAUUCUGCAGCUCUAACCACAAUUCCUCCAUGUUGAGGAUGCCGUGUGCAUUAAAGUUUACAGAGAAGUGAGAUGUUGAUGCCUUAAGUAGUAUAACUUUAUAGACAGCAUUCCUGUAUUUUAACCAAUGUUGGGUACUAACAGAGCAAUAACUUUCUUGCAUUUAGUUUUGCAUAUUGUAUGGGUUUAUAAAUUGAAGAGAGUGUAAAAAUACCACUCUAAAUAGUUGUCUCACAUUUGAACAAUUUUCAGUUAUAGUCCUCCAAGUGUUCUGCAGAAUAAUUAAAGAUUGAAUCAAGUCCAGUUAACACAGCUUACAGUUUUCUGGUGAGAUAUCUCUAUCUUGCACACCCAUCUCAGUGGAACUGGUGUAGGAGAGGUAAUAAACUAAAGGAUUAAUGCCAAUAUGUAAAUUUGUCCCCUAAGGCAGCUGGGCCAUAGAAGGUGCACGCUGCACGCUACACGCUACACGCGUGUAAAGAAAAGUGGACAAACGUAGCAUGACUUGCUCUGGGCCAUAGAACGGCGUUCACGUUGCACGCUGCACACUUCACGCGUGAAACGAGAAAUGAACAUGCACACUUUUUUCUAGGCGUGAAGAUGGAAAUUCCAGUCAAUGCAUGCGGUCACCGCCGCGCCAGCCAAUCAGAACGGGUCUAGGGAGAUAACGCUAUGCUUUCAGGGGAAAACUUCAGAAAAAAUAUAAUUGAAUGGUAUAAUUGAAAAAUAGUUCUUCAUCGGGAUUGUCAAGCAGAUUAUAGAAUGUUCGGUGAAAUUCACCACGGGUUUCUCUCAGAAGGAAGUGUUCUCGGCUCCAAAUUCUGUUCCUUUUUCUCUUCCUCUGUCUCAGUAAAAGCAGAAUGAGGCAAUCGUCGUCAUCCGAAGAGUCCAUAUUGUUGGUUACUCGGUCAAAGUAGAACAGACACAACACGUGAACAUCCAAGCAUGAAGUUUAAUGGCCCAGGGUCCGGUUCUUCACGUGAACGUGUAGCGUGUAGCAUGCAGCGUGCAGCGUGAACCUUCUAUGGCCCAGCUGCCUAAGGUUUUAUAUCUUAAAUAGUGCAUCAGACCUCUUAAGGUCAGUCAGUUGCUGUAUUAAUAAAAUAAGACGUCUGAGUAAUUGGAUUUUAAUUUGCACUGCAAUGACAGUAACAUCCACUUGUUUCCCAGUGACUCCGAUUAUCUCAUGUCUGCUCUUAGCUGAACCUCAUAUGAGCUGAAGGGGGAAAAUCUGAGUAAAUAAAUUAAGACCAGAUCUAACACAUUCUUAAAAAGGCUGUAGUGACUGGGCACUUCAGAGGGAGUGUGGAUCUGAGGGACUAAUGAUUUGUUUGGCCCUUUUCUGCAUGGAUGUCUCCAAUAAAUACAGUGGGUACGGAAAGUAUUCAGACCCCUUUACGUUUUUCA
Molecule: messenger RNA, 4534 nt
Organism: Neoarius graeffei (lesser salmon catfish)
Lineage: Eukaryota; Metazoa; Chordata; Actinopteri; Siluriformes; Ariidae
Gene: itgb5
Product: integrin, beta 5
Exons: 15
Coding region: 412-2817 (801 amino acids)
Biological process (GO): cell adhesion mediated by integrin; integrin-mediated signaling pathway; cell migration
Cellular component (GO): focal adhesion; integrin complex; cell surface
Molecular function (GO): integrin binding
Source: RefSeq, a predicted model, not a curated record